AGAACAUUAAAGAUGGCCGCCACCCAGCAAAAGACCAAGGUCGCCCUCUAGUGGCUGAAAACAAGAGCACAGGGAUGACGUGUCCUCUCCUCUUAGCUUCUGAAACAAGUGUGGGAAGAAAUCAGCUCUACUCUACCAACAAGAAGGAUGAGCAAGAACAACAGAAUGAAGAAAUAAACAAAAGGUAUAAAUAUCUUUGUUGAAGUCAUCUUUUUUAUACAUCAUGUUUGCAGGGGGGCUGCACAGCUCUGAGAAGCCCAUUCUUUGGUUUAUUGAUAGUAUUUUCUGAUGGGCCAUAGAGGAGGCAUACGUGUCCUACUGCAUAUGAUACAUCAAGUAUUGAGAUGAUGACUGAGGUCAUGUUGGAGUAAACGGGCUGUGUCUCAUUGCUGGGGCGUGUGUCCUGGUGUGGCUCGUGAAAAUACACGAUGGUCACCCGAACAAACUUAAGACUUGUUUGUGCAAGAAAAUCUUGACUAAAAUAUCCUCCCGCUUUGACUAAACAUGUUUGGUCGGCUGACCGCACGGCAGCUGCUGCUGGCGUCAUUCUGGUCAACAUCAGCCUCAAACCUCAUUGCCUUUGCGGCAGCCAAUGUGGGUGCCAUAUGUCAACAUGCGCUAUAUGCCUAGCAUGUCCCGGGCUAAGCGAGGGCCACAUAGCGAAAAGGGAAAGGGUGCAAGUUGGCCACUUAUAUAUUUUGGAGGGCAGUGUCAUGAUGUCUACUUGUUUUGGUCUGCUGCCCCCUGUUGUCUCUUUUCUGUCCUGCAGCGAAGCCCUGCCUUGUUCCCCUGGUCUGCACACCUUUGCCCAUCAGCCAUUAGGCCUUCAUGUACCAGUCCACUUCCAUUGUUGCCUCGUCCUGUCUCUCUGCCUAGUAACUCCUAUUUUGGCUGCCUCCUGUCUAUAUUUUUGACUCAAGCAUGCUGGUGGUAGAGUCCUGGCCUCAGGGGGCUGCACGAAUGGCGCCGGGCCUGAGGGAGCUGCGGUUGACUGUGAGGGAAGCAGGCAGGCGUGACCGAUGUGGGGUUUAAAACCGGUCUGACUGGGCCAGCACGCCGGCUAGAAGCAGCUGAUGUCACCUGGAUCAACAUGUGGGCGUGGCCUCCUGUGUCGUCACUCUGACUUCAUUUGUGGGCCUGGCUGGAGAACCCAUUGGUCUAGUUUGGUCUGGUAUCACGCGUGUCGUCUUCAAGCUCAGCUGUGACGUGUUCGAUCCCACUGAGCUUCUCGGCUGAUUAAAAAGAAAGAUCUUCCUCCUGGAGUUUGCCAUCACGAGUAGGCUGAGGAUUACGGCGGCUGGCGGUUCAAAGUGAAGUCUGCCUAAAUCUAAAAUUAGAAAGAGCAGCCUUGCUUGUGUGUGACGUUGGUGAUCUUGUCUUCAUGGGGGUCAGACCUACGCCUGGAUUGGUCAGCAGCCAAUCACAGGACGCAUACGGGACACAUCUUUGGGUUGUUUCCCCAAAUCAGGUGUCAGAAAGCACAUCUCGUCAACCAUACGGGUCGCCACUGCAAACCAAUCUCCUCCAUCCAACCCUGUCUUCUGCAUAUGUCCUUUCACACCAACUCCCCUCAUGUCCUCCUUCACUACAUCCAUAAAGCUCCUCCACGCCUACCUAGCAUCCUUCAACUCUCUUCUGGACAUGUCCCAACCAUUUCAGUCUGGCCUCUCGGACUUUAUCUUCAAGGGGUCUAACAUGUAAUGCCCCUCUGAUGUACUCCUUACUGAUCCUAUCCAUCCUGGUCACUCCCAACGUGAACCUCAGCAUCCUCAUCUCUGCUACCUCCAGUUCUGCUUCCUGUCUUUCCCUCAGUGGCACUGUCUGGGUCAUGCUAAUAAAUGACUAUAGGGAUUGUGCAGGUGUACCUAAUGAAGUGGCCAAAAGUGAAGUUGGGGGCCUGCCAGGGUAGAUGACGUCAUCAAGCAGCAGCUUCACGGCUGUUUGGAUUUGAAAGGGUUAACACUAGCGGCGCGCACGCGUACUGAGAGCAUCGGGAGCGCGCCCAGGCUCACCCGGCUGGCCGAGCUCAAACCGAAGUCACACACACUGAAGAGGGAGCAGUCUCGGACUUCCAAGCGGUAAAAACGACCGGAGCGUCUGACCCUCCUGUGGAAUAAUCUUUUUUCUUUUACCGGGGCGCUUCAGGCGGACCGAGAAGGUCAGCAAGGCGGUCCACCAUGACGGGCAACAGGGAGGAGGAGAGGAGGAAACUGGCCGACAUCAUCAACCACUGGAACGCCAACCGGCUCGACCUGUUCGAGAUCAGCCGGCCCACAGAGGACCUGGAGUUCCAUGGCGUGAUGCGCUUCUAUUUCCAAGACCGCGUGGCCGGCAACUUUGCCACCAAGUGCAUCAGGGUGUCCAGCACCGCAACCACACAGGACGUCAUCGAGACGCUAGCGGAAAAGUUUAGACCGGACAUGAGGAUGCUCUCGUCCCCCAAAUACUCCCUGUAUGAGGUCCACGUCAGCGGCGAAGAGCGCCAGCUGGACCUGGACGAGAAGCCUCUUGUUGUUCAGCUCAACUGGAAUAAAGACGAUAGAGAAGGCCGCUUUGUCCUGAAGAAUGAGAACGACAUCCUGCCCAAGAAGAGCCAGAGCAACGGGCCGGAGAAGGAGAAGGACGGCGUGAUCCAGAACUUCAAGAGAACCCUGUCCAAGAAGGAGAAGAAAAAGGAGAAGAAGAGGGAGAAGGAGUUUGCUCGUAUAACCGACGGGGACGAGCAGAUGCUGAAUCGGGAGGACGGGGAGAACAGUCGGCUGGCCGCGGAGGUCUACAAGGACAUGCCCGAGACCAGCUUCACCAGGACCAUCUCCAACCCGGAGGUGGUGAUGAAGAGGCGACGCCAGCAGAAACUGGAGAAGCGCAUGCAGGAGUUCAUGAGCGGCGAUGGGCGGCCCGACUCAGGGGGGACACUGCGGAUCUAUGCUGACAGCCUGAAGCCCAACAUUCCAUACAAGACCAUCCUGCUCUCCACCAGGGACACGGCCGAUUUUGCUGUGGUGGAAGCGCUGGAGAAGUACGGGCUGGAGAAGGAGAACCCCAGAGAGUACUGCAUUGCCCGGCAAGACGACAAGUCUGGCAAGGAGGUGAUCCUGGACGAUGGCGAGUGUCCGCUGCAGAUCUUCAGAGACUGGCCUGCAGACAGAGGAGCGCUGGUCUUCCAGCUGAAGAAGAGGCCGCCUGACUACCAGGGGAGGAAGCUGAGGAAAGCGGACGACAAGGGCCUGCGAUUGAAGGACGGGUGCAGCUCCUUGCCGCCCGAGAAGCUGCCUUACCUGGUGGAGCUGAGCCCAGGGCGAGGGAAUCACUAUGCCUACUACUCCUAUCGGCACCAUGAAGACGGCUCCGACUCCCGGGACAAACCAAAGCUGUAUCGCCUGCAGCUCAGCAUCACCGAGGUGGGCUCCGACUGCACGGACGACGGAGCCAUCCAGCUGCUGGGCCCGGGGAUCCUCCCCCACCACUGUAACUUGACGCACAGCGAGGGCAUGGUGACGGUGACGCCGCACGGCCCCGACGCCGACACCUUCGUGGACGGCCAGCGCAUCACAGAGACGACCGUGCUGCGUUCGGGCUCGACGCUGCAGUUUGGCUCGUCCCACGUCUUCAAGUUUGUGGACCCGCUGUACGACCAGGGUGGAAAGAGGGAGCCGACGUCCAUGAUGAGGAGCAGACACAAAUCCGGCAGUGUUCCCGAAACCACCUUCGACCUGCAGGGAGACAUCCACAGUGGGGCUGCCCUGCCCACCAGCAAGAGCUCGGGUAAGCUGGAGAUGGAGCGAGGAAUGGUCAAGCCCAUGAUCAGAGGCGAGCUGCAGGACGGCAGGUCCCAGGACAUCUCGGCUGAGCGCUCGGAGUUGACUCUUCCGGCCAGCAUCGAGUUCAGAGAAAACUCUGAAGACACCUUCCUGUCGGCCAUCAUCAACUACACCAACAGCUCCACGGUGCACUUCAAGCUGUCGCCCACGUACGUCCUGUACAUGGCCUGCCGCUACGUCCUGUCGCCCGCCUACCGGCCCGACAUGUCACCUUCGGAGAGGACGCACAAGGUCAUUGCCAUCGUCAACAAGAUGGUGAGCAUGAUGGAGGGAGUCAUCCAGGAAAGUCCUGAAGGGGAUCAGAAACAGAAGAACAUCGCUGGUGCGCUGGCUUUCUGGAUGGCCAACGCCUCUGAGCUGCUCAACUUUAUCAAGCAGGACCGAGACUUGAGCCGCAUCACGCUGGACGCUCAGGACGUGCUGGCCCAUCUGGUCCAGAUGGCCUUCAAGUACCUGGUCCACUGCCUCCAGGCCGACCUGAACAACUACAUGACCGCCUUCCUGGACGACCCCGAGGAACACAAUCCCCAGAGGCCCAAGAUAGAGGACGUCUUGCACACUUUGACGGGCGCCAUGUCGCUGCUGCGGCGGUGUCGCGUCAACGCCGCCCUGACCAUCCAGCUCUUCUCGCAGCUCUUCCACUUCAUCAACAUGUGGCUGUUCAACAAGUUGGUGACUGACACGGAUUCGGGACUCUGCUGCCACUACUGGGGGGCCAUCCUACGGCAGCAGCUCAGCCACAUCGAGGCCUGGGCCGAGAAACAGGGCCUGGAGCUGGCCGCCGACUGCCACCUCAGUCGCAUUGUUCAGGCCACCACGCUGCUGACCAUGGACAAGUACUCCAUGCAAGACGUUCAGAACAUCCACAGCACUUGCUUCAAACUCAACUCCCUGCAGCUUUACGCCCUCAUGACCAACUACCACUGUGCUCCCGACGAGCCUUACAUCCCACCCGAGCUGAUCGACCACGUGGUGGCGGUGGCCGAGAACACGGCAGACGAGCUGGCGAGGAGCGACGGCCGGGAGGUCCAGCUGGAGGAGGACCCCGACCUCCAGCUGCCUUUCCUCCUGCCCGAAGACGGCUACUCGUGCGACGUGGUACGCAACCUCCCCAACGGUUUGCAGGACUUCCUGGACCCGUUGCUGCAGAGAGGCUUCUGCCGACUAACGCCUCAUCCUCGCUCCCCCGGCACGUGGACAGUCCACUUCGAGGGGGCCGACUGCGACAACCACUUCUCUGCUGCUGACAACUCUGACAUGCCAAUGAGGAAAGAGCCGGAGGUCGUGACGGUGACGCUGAAGAAGCACAAUGGCAUGGGUCUCAGCAUCGUGGCCGCCAAGGGCGCCGGCCAGGAGAAACUGGGCAUCUACAUCAAGUCUGUGGUCAAAGGGGGCGCCGCCGAUAUGGACGGACGUCUGGCAGCGGGCGACCAGCUGUUGAGCGUGGAUGGUCGCAGCCUGGUGGGGCUGUCGCAGGAGAGGGCGGCCGAGCUGAUGACCAGGACGGGAUCGGUGGUGACUCUGGAGGUGGCCAAGCAGGGCGCCAUUUACCACGGGCUGGCCACGCUCCUCAACCAGCCCAGCCCCAUGAUGCCUCGAGCAUCAGAUCGAGGUCGCGAGAAGAACGGCAAGAUGCGACCAAAGAGCGAAGGCUUUGAGUUGUACAACAGCUCUGUGCAGAACGGCUCUCCGGAGAGUCCGCAGCCCGGCUGGGACUCUUAUCCAGAACCAAAGAAGAUGAGCGGAGAAGAGCGGCUUCUCAAGAACCGGGCAGACCACCGCUCCAGUCCCAACGUGGCCAAUCAGGGCCAGAGUCCUGCAGGCAAAGCCGUCUAUCCCGGCGGUCCUGGCACCAAGAUCACCUCCGUCUCCACCGGCAACCUGUGCGCUGACGAGGAGCCUUCACCUCCACGUCCAGAGGCUUACCCCAUCCCCACUCAGACUUACGCCAGGGAGUACUUCACCAUCCCGGCAUCCAAGAGCCAGGACCGUGUGGUCGGUCCCGGGCCGGGCACCUCGCCGCACUGGCAGGGCAUGGAGGACCGAGAACGGCUCCCCACGGUGGACAACAUCCACAACAGCAUGCAGCGGGUCAACCACUCCCAGGAGGACAUGUACCCCCCACCUGUGCUCAUGAGGCCAGAUGAGCGCAUGCAGCAACACUACCAGCAGGACUACCAGCACCGAGACCUGGACUACCAGCACCGAGACCUGGACUACCCAAGGGGACCGCCAGGUGUUGGACCAGACCACUGGGGGCCGCAGCAGCAGGUUUCCUCCUCUUUGGAGUCGUCCACAUCCAGCCAGGAGCACCUUAACUUCUCGGCCUCCUCCACGUCUUCCGGCAAGAACCAGAAGACCGGGCCCGGUCGAUGGAAGACGCCCAACGCCCCUCACGCCGUGCCACCACACUCGGUCCAGCCGCCAUCCCGCUCCGACCUGCCGCCGCCCCCUCCGCCGCCACCAGCUCCUUACCCCGACGCGUACGAAGCCUACGACUCCCAGCCCGACCUGCCCCUGCCGCCGCCUCCCUCCGCCGUCUCCUCCGUGUCGGCCCAACAAGCCGCCGACCGCAAGAAGCGUGAGGAACAACAACGCUGGUAUGAGAAGGAGAAAGCUCGUCUGGAGGAGGAAAGGGAGAGGAAGAGGAGGGAGCAAGAGCGGAAGUUGGGUCAGAUCCGAGCUAACCCCGUCAUGCCUGUCCAGCCUCACAACAACGGCGGAACCAUGCCUCCUCCUCAUCAUCAUCACCAUCAGCCCCCCCUGGCCUCCAUGGGGCCCCCUCAGGCCUACCCCCCCUCGCAGCCCCAGCCUCCCCCCUCCAGACCAGAGAAGCUGGCCAGCCUUCCUCGCUCGGCGGUCCCUCCUGCUGCCAGCGCCUCCAACCCCCCAGCGCCCGCAGGCAUGGACACGGUCAUCAGAGAGCUGCUACCGCAGCAGCAGCCUCGCACCAUUGAGAGGCGGGACCUCCAGUACAUCACCAUCAGCAAGGAGGAGCUGACCAGCGACAGCCUCUCCCCAGACCCCUGGAAGAGGGACGCCCGCGAGAAGGCCGAGAAGCAGCAGCAGCUUCACAUCGUCGACCUCCUGGACAAGGAGAUCCAGGAGCUCCAGGCCAAGCCGGAGCGCACGGCGGAGGAGAGCGACCGCCUGAGGAAGCUGAUGCUGGAGUGGCAGUUCCAGAAGCGGCUGCAGGAGUCCAAGCAGAGCGACGAGGAUGAGGAGGAGGAGGACGACGAGGAUGUGGACACCAUGAUGAUCAUGCAGAGGCUCGAGGCCGAGAAGAGAGCCAGGCAGCAGACUGCUGUCCCAGCUAUCUCUGUUCUAGACUUGUUGCAGGACGAGGAGCGGCGGCGCAAGCAGCAGCUGGAGGAAAUCCGCAAACGGGAGGCUGAGGAGCGAGUCAAGCAGGAGGAGGAGAGGAGGUGGAGGGAGGAGGAGCGAGCCAAGCGGGAGGCUGCGGAGAAGAGGAGACAGGAGGAGGAGUACUACACUCGCCUGGAGGCCGAGCGGCGCCGGCAGCACGAGGAGGCGGAGAGAAAGCUGCUGACGCCGGACGAGCCGGCCGGUCUGUAUCGGCCCCCGCUGCCGAGGGACUACCAGCCCCCCGCCCCCCACAACCCUACUAACACCCCCCCGCCACCCCCGCAGAGAAACACCUCCUACCUCAAAACGCAGGUGGCCUCCCCCGACACGCUCUACACCGCCACGUUCGUGGCCUACGCGGGCGACGAGGAAGACGAGGAGGAAGCAGGAAGCGGCGGCAGCCAGUCAGGUCAGGCCAAGCUGUCGGCGACCCGGAAGUCGUACGGUGACCUCCCGGCCGGUGCCGCGCCCUGUCGCAGCAAGCCUCAGCCGCCGCCCACUGCACGAAAACCCCGCCCUUUGUCGGACGGCAUCUUCCUGUCUAGCUCCUUCCGGCCGCCCGCCAACAACUCCAACAGUACAGGGCCCCCCCUCCCCGCCAAACCCGGCAGCGGCCCCCCAGGAGGCUUGAAAGGAUUUAACUCGUACACUGGAAACUCGUCAGGAGUUGUAGGAUCCGGAGAGUUCUACAAGGACCCGAGAGACAAAUGGACCAAGAGUCAGGAGCAGGAGAACAUCCCCAGCGGCGCCCCCCCCGAGAGUCUGACCUUCAAGGAGCGCCAGCGUCUCUUCUCCCAGGGGAAGGAGGUGUCCAACAAGGUCAAAGCGUCUCGCAAGCUGAUGGAGCUGGAGAACGAGCUCAACACCAAGCAGUGAGCCAGCUCCGCCCCCGCGCCCCACCCACAUUUUAUUUCAAUUACUGGACCUUGGCCCUGCCCCCUCCUGACCCCUCCCAGCUGACGCGUGGACCGGCGCUGUACAAAAGCUGUAAUUGCACCACAAGUUGGAGAUCUAUUCUUCUUAUCAAACGGUGCUGGGGGAGGGAAGGCUUAUUUUAAUUUGCUCAUUUUAAUGAUCAUUAUUUUUUAAUAGCUUACAGAGAUUUUAAGUGGUUAGCUUUUAUGCUCCUCUGCCCGGCAACAGACCAACUUUUAUUUGAUUUGAUUUGAUUUUAAGCAAACACUGUUACUUCAUUCCAGCAUGGCGGGCUUUUUUUUUUUUGUUUUCAUGUUUUAGGACGAGUUUGAUGUGAAAGUGCACAAGCUGACUGUAAAUAUUUGGCUGGUCUCACCGGGACGACUGUACGCCCAAACGACAACAACACUAAUGUGACAUUUAAAUGUUUCCUCCAACCUCAGCUAACUUCUUUUUCAAUAAAUAGUCUUUUUUUUGCCGAUUUGUGUGACGUUAAUUUGACCGAUCGGAUGUUAGACUUUCACAAUAAUUAAAAAAUACAACAUAUUUAUUGUUUGUGUUGAAAGAAGUGUUUUCUAGUAUGAAAUGUUUGGCCAAACUGCUCUCAUUUUUCCAUUUGGAGGGGUUUCCACGGUAACGGCUGAUGUAGGAAAAAGGCACUUUUGAAAGGUUUGAAAUAAAAGUGAUGCUUUUGAACAUCA
Doryrhamphus excisus (bluestripe pipefish) is the source of this 8803-nucleotide messenger RNA. Lineage: Eukaryota; Metazoa; Chordata; Actinopteri; Syngnathiformes; Syngnathidae. The record is from RefSeq and is a predicted model, not a curated record.